Molecule: messenger RNA, 909 nt
Organism: Acytostelium subglobosum LB1
Lineage: Eukaryota; Evosea; Eumycetozoa; Acytosteliales; Acytosteliaceae
Exons: 1
Coding region: 1-909 (302 amino acids)
Molecular function (GO): methyltransferase activity
Source: RefSeq, a predicted model, not a curated record
AUGUCGAAUGCUCAUAAUCAUCGUCACAUCAUGUCGACUACAUUGGAACAGACACAGGAAGGAUGGGACGACUCUGCUGCAAACUAUGAUAAGAUUAUGGAGAUCACAAACUUUACAAGGAAGUAUGCAAUGGUAGCAUUGGACAAGACGAUACCUGUUAAUGAUGAGACACAUACAAGCUUACCCACUGGCCUCAAGAUCAUCGACAUUGGCACAGGUGCUGGUGCACUCUCUAUUCCGGCAGCACAGCGAGUCAAGCCUUUUGGUGGCACAGUGUUGGCCACUGAUUACUCGCACUCAAUGAUCAACAUCCUAAAGAACAAACUGAAACAACAACAUGAUUACACCGAACUCCCAAUCGAGGCCAAGGUGAUGGAUGGUCAGUGCUUGGAGUGUGCUGACAACACAUUCAACUACGCCUACAACUUGUUCGCGUUAAUAUACUUCCAAGAUCAAUUGAAGGGCGCAAAGGAGAUGUACCGUGUGCUGCGGCCUGGUGGCCGCGCCGUCAUCACAUCAUGGUCCGCACCCUCGCCCUUUGGUUCAUCGGCGCGCAUCGCUGUGGAGAGGCUAUAUAGUGCAGCGGGACUGCCGCCACCCCCACCUCCACAGGCGCCAGUAUCAUCGCUGUCGGAUACCAAAGUGUUUGAGAGACUGUUACAGGAUGCAGGAUUCAUCAACAUCGACAUCACAGCAUCACGCCAAACCAAUGACAUUGACAUCGACACAUUCGUUCAACUGAUAGAUUACAAUCCAGUUGUUACAACUGUCAAGCAAUCACUUCCAACAACCCUGAUCGACAAGUUUGACGAGUCCUUCAAGCAAGCCUUACUCGAGCGAUAUCCCAAUGGCAGGUUGGGUGAGCACCUUGGAUACGUUGCGACUUGUGAGAAGCCACUUCUUGGAUGA